Molecule: messenger RNA, 492 nt
Organism: Drosophila miranda
Lineage: Eukaryota; Metazoa; Arthropoda; Insecta; Diptera; Drosophilidae
Product: serine protease grass-like
Exons: 4
Coding region: 1-477 (158 amino acids)
Biological process (GO): proteolysis
Molecular function (GO): serine-type endopeptidase activity
Source: RefSeq, a predicted model, not a curated record
AUGAUCGGCUGUGUGUCGGGGAUCUUGACGUUUUGCCUGCUGGUAGCACUUAUCGGAAGCGGACUGGGAGCAGAGGACUAUCCCGACUAUUGUAGCACCUUUGAGGAGAGGCCUGGGCGGUGCGUCCACUACCUAGAAUGUCCGUCCAUCAAUGCACUGGUGCAGAAAAACCUAUCCGGCCACGAGCUAAGCAAAAUGGAGACAGACAUGUGGAAUCAAGCCAGAUGUUCGGACAGGAAUACGACCUUUGUGUGCUGCCAGGACGAAAUCAAUGCCUCUGGACUGGAGAUGCUGAGGAAUGAGACGGAGUGCGGCAAGUUCACGUUGUUUAAGGUCACGAAUGGGCAACGGGUGAAGAUGGGCUCGCGACCCUGGAUGGCCCUGCUAAAGUACAAUGUCGCUAUGAUGGCCAGGCAUCAGUUUCUUUGCGGGGCCACGCUCAUCUCGAAACGCUUCGUACUGACUGCAGCGCAUUGAUCGAUCAACGAACAG